Messenger RNA from Colletotrichum aenigma, 1215 nucleotides. RefSeq lists its product as uncharacterized. The coding region runs from base 1 to 1215 and encodes 404 amino acids. The record is from RefSeq and is a predicted model, not a curated record. Lineage: Eukaryota; Fungi; Ascomycota; Sordariomycetes; Glomerellales; Glomerellaceae. The transcript has a single exon.
AUGCCCGACAACGAUCCCUCCGACAACGUCUUCGUUCGCUUUAAGCAAAAGGUCGAUGGUCAUAUCGCCUUGGCUUUCCGCAGUGUCUUUGGCAUCCCGACUUCAGUCACUCAGAAUUUCAACAACGGCCGCUGGGCCGAGCCCCCUAGACCCCAAGAAGAUGAACGCACGCCGAGCGACGACGGCAACAGCAACGGCAACGACAAUGGCAAUGGCAACAGCAAUGCCAGCGGCAACCCCCAGCCUCGUUCGCCAUCCUCCCAAUUCCCCCAGCCAACCGUGUUUGAGCUGUUCUCGGCCAUGUCGCCCAUGCAGGCCCUCUUCAGAGCUGAAGAGUUCACUGAGUCGCUUUACCAGGCCAUGUGGAUUUCAUUUCUCAUUGAAUCCCCAUACUCGCCCCUGGCCCUCCGCGACAUGCCGCAGCCCAGACCGAGGGAUCUCCCGACGGACGCUGACCCAACUUUGUUUGGCUUCGAGGACGCUUUUGAGGAUUUGCUCAUGGUGACCAGUGGACAAGGCCUGCCCGACAUCCACGAAAGACACCGGGUGAAGAAGGAGUGGAGGGAGCAAUUCCCCAGGGGACUUCCUCCCAUUCUAUGGCUUCACCAGCUGACUCGCCAGGGUCUGUGGGAUGGGUGGGCACCUAGACCUGACGUCCUCGAGGGAGCUAUCAGCGAGAGGUGGCAGCGCUGGCUGCAGGAACAGGAUGAUCCUUUCCGUGACUCUCGCUCACUCCCGGCCGCGAGCCAGACCCCUUCAAAGGAACUUGAGCCAAAGGAAGCUGAGAAAACCAUGGUGCGGGGUGUGACGGAUGGCGCGGGGCGCGAGACACGGAACCGGCUCGGGGAGGAACAGUACAACAGGGAAACGGAAGAAGACUCUUACUUUUCGGUCAUGGGAAAGGCUCGGUUCAGCGGGUCGAGGCAGACAGGGACGGGCAAGAGCAGCUCAACGACUAGAGACCUUUCACCACAAGGCCUCCCAUCGGGUUGGAAGGUGGUGGAGGAGACUCAGGAACGCGACAACGGAAACGGAAACAUCAGCAUCAAAAAGACAGUAACGACGUUCAACGAAAAGGGUGAAGAGGUUGGCAGGCAGACCGAGAGGCGGUCCGACUACACCUGGUCGGCGAACUUCUCGACGGGAGGCGGCAAUAAGCAGGAUCAACGACAACAGAAUGAUACCGAUGACAAGAGUAGUUGGUUUUGGAAAUGA